Molecule: messenger RNA, 4084 nt
Organism: Scaptodrosophila lebanonensis
Lineage: Eukaryota; Metazoa; Arthropoda; Insecta; Diptera; Drosophilidae
Product: netrin-B
Exons: 7
Coding region: 1-2466 (821 amino acids)
Molecular function (GO): protein binding
Source: RefSeq, a predicted model, not a curated record
AUGACCAGGCAGCUGUGGGUUCCACUCGGUUUGCUGUGGUGCUGCUGUGGGUGGCUUCUCGGCGGCCUCUGCGCCGCCAUCAGCGCCAAUGAUCCGUGCUAUUUUGAGGGGAAGCCGCGAAAAUGUUUGCCCAGUUUCGUGAAUGCCGCAUAUGGGAAUCCGGUGCAGGCCUCCAGCAUUUGUGGUGCUCAGCAGCCGGAACGCUUCUGUGAGCUGAAUCGGGAUGGCAGUGUCGGGGAGUGUCGGGUGUGCGAUAAUUCCAAAUUGGAGCAACGAUUCGCUGCCAAUGCGCUAACCGAUCUCAACAAUCCCAGCAAUGUCACCUGCUGGCGUUCGGCCAGUGUGCCCGUACCGCAUGAUUUGGACACCGCACCGCCGGACAAUGUGACCCUAACCCUGUCGCUGGGUAAGAAAUAUGAGCUGACCUACAUAAGUCUAUCGUUUUGUCCGCGCGCCCCACGUCCCGACUCCCUGGCCAUCUACAAGAGCUCAGACUUUGGCCAGACCUGGCAACCCUUCCAAUUCUACAGUUCCCAAUGCCAGAAGUUCUACGGGCGACCAGAUCGUGCCAAGAUCAGCAAAUUCAAUGAGCAGGAGGCCCGUUGCAUGAACUCCCAACACGAUGGCGCCGGCACUCAGCGGUUCGCCUUCAAUACCCUUGAGGGCAGACCGUCGGCCAACGACCUGGACUCGUCGCUGGUGUUGCAGGACUGGGUGACAGCCACAGACAUACGCGUUGUCUUCCACAGACUGGAGCUGCCCCAGCAGCUGCUGCUGUCCCGCGAGAAGGCGAACAAGGCCAAUGCGAAUAGUUUCAGUGACGAGAUGACGGGCAGCCAGGAGGACUUGGAUGGCCACGAUGAUGACGAGGAUGAUGAGUACGACUACAAUUUGCAGGACAACGACAGCGCCGCCUACGACGAGGACUACGAGGAGCCCAAGAAGCACCUCGAACUCGACGAUGACCUCCAUCUCGACUAUGCCAAUGAUGGUCAUCUGGGCAGUGGGGUCCAGACAUCCGAUAUGAAGCGCGAGAAGAAGCAGAAGGGCAGCGUCUAUGAGAAACACUUUCAGAGCAAGCAGGCGGCGGCAGCAGCAGCGGCUGCGGCAGCGGCGGCGGCGGCAGCAGCAACCACAACCACCGUGGCUGCCAAAAGCACUUCUCCGCCCACAAAGGCGUCCAAGCCGGUGGCCGGCGCAGCCUCCACUUCGAUGCAACAGCUCCUCUCUAUCUCCCAGCAUUACGCCGUCUCCGAUUUUGCUGUCGGCGGUCGUUGCAAGUGCAACGGACAUGCCUCCGAGUGCAUUGCCACUGUUCUGCCUGGCAACAGCAAUAACAACAACAACGCCUAUUCCAACGACGCCGAUGAUGGCCACGACGACGACGGCGGACAUGGUGGCUUCGGGCGCCUCUCUUCCCCGCUAGGCGGCUCUCUGCAACUGAACGCCAAGCUGGCCAUGACCUGCGCCUGCAAACACAAUACAGCCGGACCCGAAUGCGAACGCUGCAAGCCCUUCUACUUCGAUCGACCCUGGGGACGAGCCACAGACAACGACGCCAACGAAUGCAAAAUCUGUCAAUGUAAUGGACAUGCACGUCGCUGUCGGUUCAACCUGGAGCUGUACAAGCUGUCGGGACGUGUGUCGGGAGGUGUUUGCUAUAAUUGCCAGCACGAUACGACUGGACGUUAUUGCCAUUAUUGUCGCGAGGGCUACUAUCGGGAUGCUAACAAGCCGCCGAAUCAUCGCAAAGUCUGCAAACGCUGUGACUGUCAUCCUGUGGGCUCUACGGGCAAAACGUGCAAUCAUUUGAGUGGUCAGUGUCCUUGCAAGGAGGGCGUCACCGGCUUAACCUGCAAUCGUUGUGCGCGAGGCUAUCAACAGACACGUUCCCAUGUGGCUCCAUGCAUCAAAGUGCCCACAAAUGCGAAUAUGAUACAAGCGGAGAGCGCCGGCGGUGGCGGAGGCGGAGGCGCAGGGGACUACAAAGAUGGUGGCGGCACGCAGGCCGAGGAAAUGAAAAAGUAUUGUGGCAAAUGCAAGGCCAGCCCCAAAAAGCUGAAUCUGAAUAAGUUCUGCAUGGAGGACUAUGCUAUAUUGGCCAAGGUCAUUGGACACGAUCGCGCUUCGCAGGACAUUAGCACCGAAAAGUUUUCGAUUGAACGACAGAACGAAAUUUAUAAAUAUGAGAUAAACAUUCAGACGAUUUUUAAACGCAACCCCAUGUCGGGCACUACGAGUUCGCUUCUAGGACGCGGCAAUAUGAUGCUGCUGGUACCGCGCAAGAGCAUCGAGUGCCAGUGUCCAAAGAUCAAGUUAAACAAAUCAUAUCUGAUACUUGGCCGCGACUCGGAGGCAGCGCCCGGCUAUUUGGCAAUUGGGCCCAGCUCUGUGGUGCUCGAGUGGAAGGACGAGUGGUCGUUGCGCAUGAAACGCUUCCAGCGGCGUGCGCGCAAAUGUAGUUGAAUCGAACCGGAAACGGAAUAUGUCAGAGCGGAUUUCAAUUUCAUUCACUUGGCUAGGUAUCGGUUUUUGUAUAAAUUGUACAGUUUACUCAAGUUUUUGACCUUUUUCGGCAUCAUGCUAUAAGUACUACUACUACUACUACAACAACAACUACUCACUCCUCCGUAAAAGUCGUAGCUCACAACCCAAUACCCUAACACCCCAACUCCCUAAAUAGCAAACAAGCAAGCAAAGAAACAAACAAACAAACAAACACACACUAUAGUCAGCAAACUACUCGUAUAACUGAAAAGUAAAAUGCAAACAGCGGAGUUCCAAAGUUCACAGCUCGCUGUUGGUAUCUAUGCUAAUUAGCGGCAUGCUCUAGUCUCUAGACCCACUUUAUUCCCAUCCGAUUUUGCCUGCCAUUCCAGGCAUACACGAAAGCCAAUCAAAUGCUAAUUACAGUUAAUCAUGUGUGCGUGUGUGUGUAUAUACGAGAGUAAAAGAGACAGAGAGAGAGAGAGAGAGGGAGAGAGACCAAACACACAUUGAGGACACAGACAAAGUUAGUUACGAGUUUAUAAUCAAUUGCAAAUGUACUUACCAGAUGUUUUUGGCUUCAAGUUGCUGCAAGUUUUCAAAUUGAGGAGCUUAAGCAAAGCAGCACAGAUGCCCCAUUAAUAGUCAUUCACACUCACUCACCCACUCAUUUACAUACUCACUUAUUGUUCUCUUCGGCACUCAAUCAGCUUCAUAAACAAGCGAACAAAUCAGGUCGCAUCUGCAUCUCUAUCUGUAUCUGUGCGUGCUUCAAAUCUGCUCAAAGUUAUGGCGAACUGCAACAAAUCUCUGUUUAAUUGCUGAUUUCAAAUAAAUUAUGAAAUGCAUCGCAAUUUACUGAAACAUUAACGCUCAGUCGGCAUUGUACUUAUAGACAUAUAGUCGUCGUUAUUACUCCUUAAUGCAAUACAAGGUUUGUAGUUCUUUUCUAGCUCUUUUUAAACUUUUUUUUUAGUUUCAUAAAUCUAAAAGUAAUCAAAGGUGCAAAUGCAUACUUAACCCUUAGAUGAAUAGCUUUUAUUUAACUUCUUCUCUAAUUAGCCAAUACCAGUCCCCACUGACUCUUUUAUUAUUUCCUGAACAGAGUUCCAUGUCAAUACAAUUUGAAUUAACAAUCGAAAUACAUUUAUAGUAUCUGUGUAAGCUAUCAAAUUUUCAGAUUGAUGGCUUGCAACCGAAUCGGUUUUUCGGUUUCUUUUUCCAAUUGAAAUUCAAGGCCAGUCAAGAAAUCACCGUCAGCCCCCGUGGCCGAAACCCGAUUGUUUGGAAAUAAAGCGACACGUCAAUAAUUUCUAAUUUAAUUUGUUUUAGGCGCUAAUUGCUUCAUUUGAUUUGCCAAAUUAUUAUUGAUAUUUCUGUCAUUUGCUUUUGUUAUUGGCUCCACUAAUUUAAAUGUAUAUACAUAUGCAUACAAGUAUGUACUAUACUCGUAUAUACAAUGGUGAUAGCCUUUGUUGUUUUUAUUGCCGUCGAUGCUAAUUAUGCAAACAUGCCUAUGCCCAUUUCGGUUAGUUUUAUUUUCACGCGCUUUUGCAUAACAACAGAUGUUGUUGUUGCUGUUGUUAUUGUUGGCACA